Messenger RNA from Nematostella vectensis (starlet sea anemone), 768 nucleotides. RefSeq lists its product as uncharacterized. The record is from RefSeq and is a predicted model, not a curated record. Lineage: Eukaryota; Metazoa; Cnidaria; Anthozoa; Actiniaria; Edwardsiidae. The transcript is spliced from 11 exons. The coding region runs from base 174 to 539 and encodes 121 amino acids.
AGGUGGUAUGGCGAGCUCCUUGCGUUCGGCGGGACGCAUGUUCAUUAGAUUACCCUGUGAGGUAUAAAAGACUCGAGAUUUCAGGAACUUGUCACUCGUCAGACGCAAGGAAGCCUCUUUACGACAUUGCCGCUCUGUCUUUAGCCGUUUGUGGUAGAAGCAGAAGUUUCACAAUGAAGAUCACCCCUGUAAUGUCCUGCCUGGUCUUGGCCUCUGCCUUGCUUGUCACGGCGGAAUGCUACAGAAUAACUGAUCCCGGCGAUCUCGAAAAACCACAAGAAAAUGACGAGCCUGGACCGCCUAUGAUAAAGAUUCCCGUCAGACACGGCAAGAGGGAAUUUAAUGACGAUUUGGAAGAUACGACACUGCUUCAUUACCCCUUCAGGGUCGCACGCAAAAGGGAGCUUUUCAACGCUGGUGGCCCUCCCCCAAUCUACCUUCCUGUAAGGCCAGGAAAACGCGGGUAUUACAGAGAUAACAUACAAGAAACUCGCCAGUAUCUCGACCCUAGACCCGGCAAGAGAAGUAGGAACCAUUAAUGGCGGUGGACAGAUAGAAAGUUAUCCCCUCCCACCGUGUAUAGGUGCGAUCUACAGCAUGUUAACAGUAUACAAAACUUAAACAACAAAUUUAUUUUUAAUUUCAACCUUUUCCUUUUAAUGUACGAGCAUGCGAGGCCAUGGUGGAGAAAAAAACUAUGCAGAAGUUAUCAUAAUGUAUGUAUAUGAAAUAUCAAAAACAAAGAAUAAAAAAAAUCGUAUUACCCGA